This is a messenger RNA of Plodia interpunctella (Indianmeal moth), 5204 nucleotides long. RefSeq lists its product as uncharacterized. The record is from RefSeq and is a predicted model, not a curated record. Gene Ontology annotation, molecular function: DNA-binding transcription factor activity; RNA polymerase II cis-regulatory region sequence-specific DNA binding. Bases 318 to 1778 code for a protein of 486 amino acids. The transcript is spliced from 7 exons. NCBI's taxonomy places the organism in Eukaryota, Metazoa, Arthropoda, Insecta, Lepidoptera, Pyralidae. Gene Ontology annotation, biological process: regulation of transcription by RNA polymerase II.
ACCAUUCACAGGUGUGUAGUUUUAUCAAAAUGGGUUUGGUUAAAAGUUUAUAAUUUUACUAAAAUACAUUAAUUUAUAUUAGAUUUAAGUGUUAUUGCAUUCAAAAACCAAUUCAAGAUAUAGCAAACGUGGGAAUCAGCUUAUUUGUGCAUUUACAGUUAUACGCGUAACACGUAUUUUGUGGAUCGAGUUCAGCAUUGAAUUAGGCCACAUAGCGAUCUCUCCCUAAAAUACCGCUGUUCUGGCUGUCGACGUAUCAAGCUAACUUUUGCAAGGCGGGAGAGUGAUGUUGAGACAGGCCGCGAGCUGGUAAUGUGAUGUCAUCGAAAGGGGAAACAGAGGCCGACUCUGGCACCGUGUCGCCACACACACCAGUAGUCAAAAAUGAACCGAUACAGCCUGCUGCCAGCAGCAAAGAAACUCCCAAAAGGGGUGGUAAUACAUUGCUGAAAUGUACCACAUGUAACAGUUUUAGUACUUUAAGUAGCCGGGCUUUAACCACACAUAUGGCACAGUGUUCACCAGACAAUAACAAUGUGGCAGGUACACAGAACGCGGACGCGCGCCCACACAGAAAACUUUUCGAAUGUGACGUGUGCAACAUGAAGUUUUCAAAUGGCGCGAACAUGCGUCGACACAAAAUGCGGCACACGGGCGUGAAACCUUACGAAUGCCGCGUGUGCCAAAAAAGGUUUUUCAGGAAGGACCACUUGGCAGAACACUUUACUACACACACUAAAAGCUUGCCGUAUCAUUGCCCAAUAUGUAACAGAGGAUUCCAGCGUCAGAUCGCCAUGCGCGCGCACUUCCAAAAUGAGCAUGUAGGUCAGCACGACCUCGUCAAAACUUGCCCCCUGUGCAGCUACCGGGCUCCUACUAUGAAGAGCCUAAGAGUACAUUUCUUUAACAGACACGGCAUUGACCUCGACAACCCUGGCCCCGGCAGCAACGUGUCAUUCCUUGCCGCUGGCAUCGCCAAUGCGGCCUUUGCCGACGGCUCCAUGGACCCCGCCGCGAUCAACGCCCUGGGGGCUUUAGGUUCUGGCCUCUCAGUAUCUGUGGCACCAGCCUAUUCGGAUAGUGGAGAAAGUAAUGGAGCCCGCUCUGUUGACAACGCCACUCCCCCUAUGCAUUACCUUACACCCCACGUAGAGAUCUCAAUGGCCGAUAAUAAUGAAACGUUCUCCCCUGGACAGUCCAAUCACUUGGGCAAUUCUGACGGGACAGACUCGCGCAUGAACGGCGAAGGGCCGAGCUCCCCGCAGUCGGGCGACAGCGCGGUCGCCAGCAGCUCCCUGUCUUCAGGACUGCCCGCCAAUAUCACGCCCUCCAUCACCUUGAUACCCAUCAAACAGGAGCCCAACACUCAAGACGAGUCAGGGGCGGGCGAGGGCCGGGACGGGGAGACCAAUGGCGGGGACAAGCGCGCCGUGACCUCGAGUCUAUCCUCUAUGAUUAAGGUGUCGCCACUUAAAAGUUUGCUGAGGGAUGAUCUGCGUAGGCGCAUUAAUGCCCGCGGACGCGCUCGAAAUUCUAACGCGUCGCGGGCGUCGCCGUCGGAGGGCGGCGUGAUCACGUCCACGCACGGCGACGCGGCGCUGCCGCCGUCGUCGCUGGUGUGUUCGUUCUGCGCCAUCUCGUUCCCGGACUCCACGCUGUACUUCCUGCACAAGGGCUGCCACUGCGACUCCAACCCGUGGAAGUGCAACAUCUGCGGCGAGCAGUGCUGCAACGUCUACGAGUUCAACUCCCACCUGCUGAGUAAGAGCCACCAAUGACUGUUUGCAGGGGGGCCGUUCCAAAACCACUAACUUGUGUUUGGUUAUGCACUUUACGUAUAUACUCUCCGCAUAGUCCGCAGCACUUCACUUUGUAUCUUUUCGUUUCCUUUUGAUAUCGUAGCUUAACUGUUUUCCUUGUUACGUCAGCCGCUCUCGGUUGAAGUGCUUCGAAUAUGCUGUAUACUGAACGUCCCCCCGAAGCUAUUUUUAUUUUAAAAGUGCAAAUUACGUCGAGAUAUAUUUAGCGGUUAUAUUUAAUAGGUGAAUGAGCGAAGAUAUUUAUAAUGGAUAUUUUAGUACUUAAUUAAAAUGGGUAUAUUGAAUGAUUAAAUUUAAAUUAACUAUGAUUGGAAGAGUAGCACAUAGUGAUUCGAUACGAAUUAUUGAAAUGUGCUAAGAGUUGAUUAUAUUAAUAUAAAAAAAAUAUAAGCAGUAUGCAAUUUACAUUGCACUGCAGUGGUGAGCGUUAGCUGAAUGUUAUCAUACUUCAGCAAUACAUUCCACAUUGAGACGUAUGCAUUCCAUUUUGUGAGAUUAAUAAAAUCUUUGGUGGGGAAGAGUGACUACUUAAAUACCCUAAAGGUAGAUUUUAUUUAUUAUUUCGUCUACAGUACUUAACUGUAUUAUACCAUGAUUGAAGAAAAAUAUAACAAAAUUUUAGAGUAUUUUUUGGUGCGAUAGUGAAUUAUACAAAUGUUUAGAUUGUACAAAUUAAUAUAUUUUUACAAUUUCGCUGUUGACAAGAUGUUAUAGAAAGGCAUAGCCUCUAUUCCGUGAUUGUGUUAUUAUUGUGAUUAUGUACAGACAGGAAUUAUAAAUUCUACAUUCCGUUUUUUUACUUAUGUUUUCUCUUUGAAGUGCAUGUAAUGCAAGUCCACGACUAAUACUUAAUGUACAAUGAAAUUUUUUUUUGUUAUUGUUAUUUAUAUUCUAAACUUUAUGUGGUAUGUAGAUUCCGAAUGUACUUAAAUUAUAUUAUAUCAGUUUAAUAUUAAUUAAACUUAUUAUAGGCGCUUUCUGUCCAGGGAUUGCCAUUAUUGGCAGAUUUGUUUUAAACAUUACAUAUACAAACAAAUUAUUCUAUAUAUAUUUUAAACUGGGGCAUCCCUAUACUAUUUUGGUAAACUCACAGUAUAUAAAAAUACUAUAAAUUAGGGGAAAUAAAUGGUAAAUACCAUUUUGUUAAUGUUUUAAUGUAUUUUAUCUAGAAUUUUAUAGGCCGCAAAGUAAAUAUCAUGUGCGAUAAUAAUUUUCACUGAUGCGUCUUGAAAUACUCUCGACCUUGUAGCAUCAGUGUACAUUUACAGAAUAAUUUGCAUAUUAUAAUUGUAUAUUAGGAAACACUUGCUCAAUAUAGCUCAAGUAUGGAGCGUAUAGGUGUUCAAUUCGCACAAAUGCAUAAUAUUUAUCGAUGCCCAUACUUUGGAGCGGUUAUAAAUAUUCUCUGCUACAGAAAGUGCGAGUGCGUAUAUAGGUGCCCGUACAUAAUUACUUAAAAAAUAUUUUUAUUUUUUACUCCAAAAUACUACUCCACAUUCGUAGAGUGCUUCACUUAGAUGAAUGUUUAGAUCUCCUCACAAUAUUUAACGUUGUUUAGUUAAUUUUAUUAUUUACAUUCUUAUUUACACUAAGAAGUGCUCAACCUUAUGGUGAACGAUUAUUAACUUUAUAUUAAUGUGUAUGUACAAAAUUACAAAUAUCAUAUUUUAAUUAUGAAAUUGGUGUUCAAUUGGAAGGAUACUUCCCACGGACACACGUUCACACUAGCUGUGAAGAUGUAUAUGUUAAUUAUCUAUCCCAUACCUAUUGUAUUUAAUUUGUUAAUCCGUUCCAUUCCUUUUAGGUAACCUGAGAUUUACAUUCCUUUAGGUAAUAAGUACUUAAUAUCGGUUGUGGUCUUGCCUGUUAAGUUUACGAAAUUGACUUAGAUGGAACUGAAUUUGUUUACCAACGAAGUUAUGUAUUUUGUUUUGUUGUUACGGUUUUGCGACAUUGGUAUUAGGUUAGAAGUCGGCGCGUGCGGUAGACGUCCCUCGACAGACGGACCUAGUGAGUUACCCGAAACGAGCAGUUUAUUUAUAAAUAUUUCUGUAUAUGUUCAUAAUUAUAUUAUUGUGCUGUUUCAUUGUUCGUUAUGCAUACUUUGAUAUUUCUAUUCUACCGCAAUCGCCGCAAAAUCACUAAAUGUAGGUACGUUACGAUAGCUAUUAAUAUUAUUAAUCGGUAACCCCAUUGGGCGCCUUUACAUAAUCCGUCCAUUAUCUAAUGAUAAAAUAUUGCCUUUAAUAUUUAAUAGAGUAAUAUAUUUUAUAGAUUUUAGAUAUAUGUAAUUAAGAACAGAUCUUAAGUAUAAAAUGUUUACAGAGUUGCAGAGUUUUAAAGAUAUAGAUAUAUUUAUUUAACUUCUAUUUUAAUGGUCCUUGGUGUCGCCAAGAAAUAAGCGAAUGCUGCCGAUGAUUGGCGUUAAAUGGUCGGCGGCGCAGGGAUCGUGGUUAAUUGUUGCAGUUUGAAUUAAUAUUUUAUUUUCGUGUGGUAACACAUUUAAAUAUUGUUUUAGACAAAUGCAUGUCCGCCAUCCUUUGUAUAAUAAAUGCGACAGUAUUCUAAAAAUAAUAUAUGUGCUUAGCAUUUAUGUGUUUAAUUUGUGCAACUUGUUGAAUCGCCGAUUUCAUAAAUUAUGAUGAUGAAAUGGAACAUGAUCAUAUUCUAAAAGUAAGUGAGAUUUUAUUAUUGUAAAUUAUAUUUAUCAAUACAUAUGGCCACUUCAUACACGGUAAUAUCAAAAGAAUGUGUUAGUUUAGCGAUCCUCACCUUAAUACCAAAUCACAGCUUACCAACAUUAUAUUUUGUAUAAGUUGUUAUGUGUGUAAUAUAAUAAGAUAGAUAAAUUAACGGUUGAAAGCAAUUAAUUAUAUGUGUAGACGGUAUCGUUGAUAUUUUGCUGUUACAUUUAUUGUGUUAUCAUUAUAAAGAUUAUCAAUAACAUUACUAAUUAUUGAAGGGAUACUAUUUACGAGAAACCAGUAAUUUUAUUAAUGAGUGAUAGUAAAUAUAUCAAAUUUAGAAAAAUGUGCCUUAGAUCAGUAAAAUGUAAAAUUGGAUUAAACCACAUUUUUGAAAUUUAUUCACAUAUCCCAUAUUUGAAUAUGACUAUUUUGAAAUUAAAUAUAUUAUGUAUUGUUGUACACAACUAUAUAGAAUCAUAAAUUAUAUAAGAAUUAAUAUCAAACAUGGCUGUUUUGCUUGUUUUUAUGAAAGAAGUUUAUUUGGCAGUUGAAUUACAUUAUCAUCAUCCCUUACGAUGAUUUAAAAACACUAAAUAUUAAAGAAUGGUACUUAUUACCAAGCGUGUAGUUCUAUUUAUUUACUUUAUUAUAAUUUGGUAAAGGGUCUAAUAAAAUAUUAAUAAACUAUGAGAUGUAA